Fomitiporia mediterranea MF3/22 is the source of this 1689-nucleotide messenger RNA. RefSeq lists its product as uncharacterized. NCBI's taxonomy places the organism in Eukaryota, Fungi, Basidiomycota, Agaricomycetes, Hymenochaetales, Hymenochaetaceae. The transcript is spliced from 5 exons. The coding region runs from base 1 to 1689 and encodes 562 amino acids. The record is from RefSeq and is a predicted model, not a curated record.
AUGACUGUCUAUGCAUCAAUACGACCCAUUUUCAUUACUGUUCUAUUGCGCACUGGAACGUGUACGCCAACGCCACCACUUCAAUCCCGACUGCUCAUUCCACCGACAAUCCUAAUUCUAUAUUCCCAAUCUCCUCCGAUACCCCUGACUGCAAUUUCAAAUGCCAUGAUCCUCCCGCGCGGUACGAAACAUGAAUCGAAAACGACGCAACUCGCGCUCCGAAUUUUCUUCAUUCGGCGUCCCGCCUCGAUCAUUGCGUCUUCCCUCGCGCUCUCUUACGUUGCUUCCUAUGGAUAUUGCUCACUGUCCCCUGUAUCCCCGCACCCAGGCGCGCGCGAAGCUUCGUUGAUGGGGGUGGGUUUGAAGCCGUACAGUAAUCAUUCUGCACUAUACCUUUCCUCUGCCCAGAUACGAGGCGGUCUGUCCGGAUCCUCCGCGCCGAGUAGUCCGUUCGAUUCGCCACCGCUUACGCCAAUGGUUCGCACAAUGAAUGUCAUUGUUCCCUUUGAUCCUACGGACGACGGGGGUGGCAACAAGGGCGCUGCGAAGCGAGAGGAGCGAGUGUGCCCUAUUGUACGUUUUGGAGGGUGUCUGGCGCUACCUGAGACAGUAUUCGCGCUAGAACCUUCUAACCCGCUGCAGACACUUGGAAGGACAGAACCUCGUUCGACGUUUGUUUCCCGCGACCCCAUCCCCGCGCAGAGCGUUGCACGUGUGUGGGUCCAAGAUACAACUGGUACUCUUCACUCGCCUUCCAAUCCCGUUCCAUCCCCCACGAUCAUGCAAGGGAAGGGGUUAUCUGGGUAUGGGAGCAGAACGCUGGUGAACGAACUCAGCGAGCCGCUUGUUUGCACCCAGACUCCUGCUGCUCGUGCAAGCGCGGCACAGACGUCAUUUUAUUCCGUCGACAAAAUAUCCGCGGGGCGCGGAAUCAAAGAUGCAGAUGACCGCGAAUGCUUCGUAUAUGCAACGCGUCUUGUAGACGUUCCGACAUGGCGUACGAUGCGCCGCGAAGGUAGCGGCCUUAGCAGGUAUACGAUCACUCAAGAGUUAAUGCACAGUUUCAACAGUGCGAACACGAAGCGUGGAGAGACAUUCCUCUCGAUCACGUAUCACUUCGUUCCAAUCUCACAGUAUGGCAUGCAUUCGUCGACGCUCUCUACACUCUCACCGCUGGAUAUGCGUAUAAUCAACUACGGACAUGGUCAUGCCCAUAGCUCGGUCUCUCCCGUAUCUAGUAGUUCCUCAUCACCUCUCAGCGCAAGUCCUUCUUCAAUGGUGCCUUACUCCCUGCACACCCGACAAGUAUCGAGGAUGCAUAGUUAUGGCCAAGGGACAUAUGCGCCCCACGACCACAUGUACUCUCAAUCUCAAGCAUCCAGACGAGUACCGGAGCUUUCUGUGGUGCCGUCACUUCCUUCCAUCUCCCAAUCGGAGAAUCUGAUGAACUCCUUCAAUCACGACACAUAUUAUACUUCUCCUGGCAACCCCGCAUCCGGAUCGUUCUCUGGUUGCAAUAUCGACUUCAAUGGUCUGGAUAUGGUUCGGGUCAUUACUGGCAAUUUUGUCGAGUCUUCCCUUGUUGUGGCUGCAUGCUUCGGCUUCGUUCCGCUAUGGUCGCGGUCAGCUUCGUGUGAGGUUAACGGCGAUCGCAACAGAUACCGCGGCUCUUCUCGUCCUGCGCAAUAG